AUGAUUGGUCAUCCAUUGACUGAAACAAUGAUUCUAAGACGUGCUCAGAAAGAUUGUCUAGAAAAAGUUAAACGGGUUAAUCUUUGGGGACUCAGAAUAUGCGACGCUUCCUUGCUCCAUCGAGUUCCAACACUCGAAGUCAUUUCUCUAAGUUCCAACAACAUAUCGAGCCUACAACCCUUCUCCGCCUGCGUUAAAUUAAAAGAGCUAUACCUCCGAAACAAUUCCAUUUUUGAUUUAAACGAAGUUCGUCACUUAAGUGGACUCUCUUUACUUCAUACACUUUUUCUCUUAGGAAAUCCUUGCUGCUAUCCUCCAGGUAAUCUUCCGAUCGAUUUUGAUCAAAUAUUUUGUUCAGAUAUUGAGAAGGUCGAUUUACUGGAGGAAACGUCUGGGCAUUACCGACCCACUGUAAUAAACUACAUUCCUUCGCUGAUUAGACUUGAUGUGAAAAUUAUAACUGAAGCGGAAAGACUUGCAUCCAGAGAGCUAAUCCCUGAACCCCCCUCGCCUGUUACGGUUGAACGUGCAAGCACUUCUCACGAAGACGCUGCUGAUAAGUCCCAACGACAAGUAGACAAUCAACGUGAAACGGCUGCCGAAAAGGACUCAGAACAGGCAUCAACACAACUUGCGACAAGUCAAUCGAAGAAUGGAUCUGCCGCGAAUGGAAUGAAUGAAAUUGAUGUUUUCCAAACCUUUGAUAAGAUACCGAACGCUGCAAAGCCUUCUAAUUGGACACGGGAAUCCAUUCGUCACACCAUUUCAAACCUCUCUCUGGUUCAUAAACAGACAUUGACAGAAAUACUUCACCUCUUGCCAAGGCUAAAUGACGAUGCUUUGGCUCUGCUGGCCAAUGAAAUUGCCAAUAGACGUCAUCGUCGUCUUCCCGACGGUUUAAUAACUCCUGCGUCACCAAAGAGUCCUUCCCCAUCGCCGUGA
This is a messenger RNA of Rodentolepis nana, 942 nucleotides long. The record is from the annotation of a GenBank genome assembly. Lineage: Eukaryota; Metazoa; Platyhelminthes; Cestoda; Cyclophyllidea; Hymenolepididae.